ACCUCACUGAUCCUCUGCCCCAGUGUGUGCAAGGAUCCCCGCAUCUCUUAACUUGCCGACUCACUCGCUUGGUUUAAAUCUUUUUUUUUAACUGAUUCAGAAAUACAACAUCACUUUCGCCCUCUUGACAUAUAGUGGAAAGUCUGUGCUUGUUCAAAAGAAAUGAUUUCCCUCAUGGUAUCCACAAGUGAGGCGGAUGGGAAGGCCGCCAUGAAUUUCCUCCCUAGUGUUGGAAGCCUGGUGCUGCUGCUGUUCCUGUUUGUUCAAGGUCUGUGUGAUGACUGUGUACGAGAGUGUCAUUAUGGUGAUUACCGCAUCUGCACGUACCAGUUCCACGUACAGGAGUACCACACAUUGAGUCGUGCCUGCUACCAGUGUCCAGACAAUGCGGCAGACUGUUACCGUCAGGACUGUAUACCUGCUGACGGUGUGGCAAGGCCUUUACUGGCCGUCAACCGUCAGCUUCCCGGCCCGGCUAUACAGGUGUGUGAGGGAGACCGGGUGGUAGUGGAUGUGUUCAAUGAUCAGCUGUCAGACACAGAGACCAUCCACUGGCAUGGUCAUCACAUGCGACGCUUCCAGUACUACGACGGUGUUCCAUUCAUCACACAGUGCCCCAUCCAGAAGUUCUUCCGCUAUGACUUCCUCGCUACCACACCUGGCACCCACUGGUGGCACUCUCAUACCGGAGUUCACCGCGCUGAGGGAGUGUUUGGUGCCUUUGUGGUACGCCAGACACAGGACCUUUAUCUUGAUACCUACGAUGUUGACAGUCCUGAUCAUGUCCUCGUCCUCCAGGAUUGGCUCCACAAGUCAGCUCUGGAAAAAUUCUCUGGGCGUCACCACCACACUCAAGACGACUUUGCUAGCGCCAUCCUCAUCAACGGCAAGGGCAGGAACUACACUAACAUGGUAGACGGAUUUGUGGAGACGAAGACGCCGCUGGAGGUGGUGAUGGUGACGCCAAAACUGCGUCACCGUCUGCGUCUCAUCAACGCUGGGAGCCUCAACUGUCCCUUGGUCGUCUCCGUCGACAAUCACACACUCACCAUCAUCGCUACUGAUGGAGAGAAGAUCGUCCCCUUCACUACUAACUCUCUUGUUAUUUAUUCAGGUGAGAGAUUCGACGUGGUGCUGAAGGCCGACCAGCCAGUCGGCAACUACUGGAUCAGGGUGAACGGCCUCAUCGACUGCGAGCAGAACAAAUGUGUACAGGGGGCGGUGCUGAGGUACGACGGUGCCCCUGACAACCUUCCUUCAGCGCAACUUUCAUUCGACUCAAACUACCCACCAGGAGUCGUAGUAAAUCCUCUCAACUCUGGAGGAGCCUCUGAGGAGGAGGUGACCUUGGUUGAACUUGAUGCUUUCAAACCCAGCAUCUUAAAGGAGAAGGUUGAUAAGCAAUUCUUCCUCGCUUUCAAUUUCAACCGGAUCAACAACUCCUUGUUGUACCACUCUGGCCUCUACCCCUACAAUGGAGUAACGAAGGAGUGGCACAUCAACUCACCUCAGGUGAACAAUCUAUCCUUCAAGGCUCCGUUGUCGCCUCCUCUCUCACAGCCGAUGGUCCAGCAGCCUUUCUGUUACUAUGGCGAGGAGCCACCAUGUGAUGGGGACUACUGCAGCUGCACCUACGUCUUGGAGGUGGCACUGGGGGAGACGGUGGAGAUGGUGUUGGUGGACGAGGGCACCAUUGGUGACGAGAAUCAUCCUUUCCAUCUUCACGGCUAUAACUUCCACGUUGUUGCCAUGGAGCGCCUCGGCAGUGAGACAACUGUUGAGGAGGUCAAGGCUCUGGACGCCGCCGGAGGCAUUAAGCGUAAGCUGAAGAACCCUGUUAAGAAGGACUCAGUAACCAUCCCUGACGGAGGCUACACCAUCGUCAGGUUCACUGCUGACAACCCUGGUUGGUGGUUAAUGCACUGCCAUUUGAGUUUUCACUCUGAGCUCGGCAUGGCAGCCGUUCUGCAUGUUGGUCAGCCUAGCGACCUGCCCCCGGUGCCUAAAGGUUUUCCAACCUGUGGUGCCUUUACGUAAGGUCACCUGCCCGGAGAUGAACUUUCAAGACCUUCCAUCCCUUCAUGGCAACCUUCGCGUAACUUCGUUUCUUCUCGCCACAUCUGGCGAGAAGUUAUUCAGAACGAUCUGCCAGCAGCGCACUCUGUAAUUUGUAAUAAAUGCUUCACUGAUUUAUAACAUGUAGCCUCUGAAAGCCAGGCCUGCAAGACAUGCAGUAGUGCUCCUCCUGUCUCAGUUCAUUCAACAUGGAUCACCUUCUUGUACAGACAACAGAGAAUCAAUCAACUGCUUAUGUUGACACGUUGUCUUCACAUUGUCUUCGCUCACCCUUAAUUAUAAUCUCUCCUCGCAGAUCCCUCUGUUCUUAGCCAUUCUUCUCAAGUACUGUUUUGCCAAACUUACGCAAAAGUUUAUGUGGAAUCUAUUUUUAGAGGCUGUUUAUAUAUUAAAGCUUUUAUAACUCA
Cherax quadricarinatus is the source of this 2483-nucleotide messenger RNA. RefSeq lists its product as uncharacterized. NCBI's taxonomy places the organism in Eukaryota, Metazoa, Arthropoda, Malacostraca, Decapoda, Parastacidae. Gene Ontology annotation, molecular function: oxidoreductase activity; copper ion binding. The record is from RefSeq and is a predicted model, not a curated record.